Molecule: messenger RNA, 786 nt
Organism: Mesorhabditis belari
Lineage: Eukaryota; Metazoa; Nematoda; Chromadorea; Rhabditida; Rhabditidae
Source: the annotation of a GenBank genome assembly
AUGAGAUACUUGCUUUUCAUUGCACUUUUCCUCAUCUCGCCAACCAAGGCUGCGGUAAAGUGCUGGGUGGGCGCCACGUCGAGUGAGAUCACGGUUGACACUACAAGUGCGAGCGUCAAACAGUACCCAUGUGAAUGCGGAGACUACUGUUUAACGGGUUACAUCGGAGGGCCAACUGGAGUCAAGAAUGUGAAUUUGUACUACUGGUCGUGCGGUUGUCUUGGUCAAGAUCAAGCUGAAGAUAAAGCAAUUCAAAUUUGCUCGAAAGAGGGAAACAGUGGAAAUAAGGCAUAUAACACGAUAAUCAAAACGCAAUGUCUCUGCGGUAAUUCGUGUGCCAAGAUUUUCUUUGAGGGUAAUUACGUGAGAAUGUGUGGCUGCAAUGUGCUGAUCGAUAACAGCCAGUGCGAUUUCUGCUCUCCUCCUAAAAACACGACAACCUGCUGCACAGAGGAUCUUUGCAAUGCUGUUCAAAAUACACCUGAUUUGAUUCCUGAAGCGAGAAUCGAGCGAUGCGAAUGCGGUUCUUUCUGUUUUGCUGGUCAUUUUGUUGUUCAGAACGAUUUUCAUUGGGGAUGUGCGUGCAGAUAUGAUGUGGACCUUUGCGAAAGCCCUGGAUACUUUGACUUGGGCUACGCUGUUGGCUAUUGUUGCAUGGGAGAUGAUUGCAAUCAAGGAAAUGCCCUUCCACCCCAACCAUCACAACCAUUUCAACGAGAAAGUUCAGCUCCUACUUUCGCAAUCUUCUCUUUCAUCACCCUUAUCUGCUACUUUUUAUCUUUUCAG